GUACUUCCUUGUAAUGGAUGACGAAGGAGUCCACUGUCACAAGUGAUCACAAUCGAUCAUUAUAAACUAAGAAGAAAUGGAAAGACGUGUGCAAUUGAGUUUACGUUUUCAACCGAAUUCGAAAACGGAAGCUUUACCUUCAGACGUGUUCAAAGUGAUCGUUGGUGAAGACCAGCAGCAGGAGUGCAGCUCCAGGGUGGAGCAGGAAGAGUCACAAUCCCCCCAAAUCAAGGAAGAAGAUGAGGAGGCUCACGUCGCCAAGAUCCGUAUGAAGAGUGAAGGUGAUGAAGAGCAAGCUCAGUCGUCUCAGCUUCAUCGUCACAGCCGAGACCGCCGAGAAGGAGCUGAAGCAGACCUUCAUUCAGGUCUGCUCUCGGAUUCUGAUGACACCGACUCUAAUGACGAUUCCAAAGUGGACAAAAAGCAGUUCCGCUGCUCUGAAUGUGACAAAAUAUUCGCCAAUAAGUAUCAGCUGGUCUACCACAUUAGAACGCACACCGGAGAAAAGAUCAUCUGCUGUGUGUGCGGCAAGGACUUCUCCAGCAAGAGCAAUCUGAGGACCCACAUGAGGACGCACUCGGGGGAAAAACCGUUCACUUGCACUGUUUGCGGCAAAGGAUUCUCAGUCAAGAGAUAUUUGAUGUCCCACAUGAGGACACACACAGGGGAAAAACCUUAUUCCUGCUCGGUGUGCAAUGCAGAUUUCAGUUACCGCAUGUCGCUGGUGCUGCACAUGAGAACGCACACCGGAGAGAAACCUUUCUCUUGCUCGGUGUGCGCCAAGAGUUUCUGCCAGAAGGGACAGCUGAGAGCGCACAUGAGGACGCACACGGGAGAAAAACCUUUUUCUUGCUCGUUCUGCGGGAAGACUUUCUCCGAACGGGGACACAUGAUCUCACACGUGAGAACGCACACCGGGGAGAAACCGUUCUCCUGCUCGCUGUGUGGGAAGCUGUUUGCCACGAAGAGGAAUAUGAUAAUACACACGAGGACGCACACUGGAGAGACACCUUUCAGUUGCACUGUGUGUCACAAAAGAUUCCCACACAAGUACCAGAUCACCAGACACAAGUGUGUGCGUGACAGCAGCAGCACGCUUGUGACAAAUGGCGCAGCGGAAAGGUUUCUCUCCGGUGUGGACCCGGAAGUGAGCAACGAGAUCUCUGUGCUGCUUGAACGUUUUGGCGCGCAGCGAGCAAGGGAACUUUCAGGUGCUUCCUCAAUCCCCAUCAGCCAGGGCAAGUGUGACCCCAUCAUCUUAUUCUUCUUUGAUGUGGGGCUCUCAGGCUCGUCCUGUUCCACCCUGGAGGACAAGAAGAAUGAGGAAUCUUCUGGGCCUCCGCAGAACACCAGAACACAAACACCAAUUUGUUUUAUUUUGAAAAAUAGUUUUCGGAUGUUGAGAAAACAACUCGACGAAGCCAAAUCGUGGGAAACGGUUCGGUUUAAAAGAAAACAAAAAAUGGAACAACAUAGUCAGUCAGUUUUAAACCCCGAACCCAAGUUAAAACGUGAAGUGCUGCCAUCAGAUGUCCUCAAAGUGGUUGUUGUGAAAGAGGAGGAGCCAGAGGCCCCCUGUGUGAAAGACAAAGACAAGGAAGCUGACAAGUUUCGUGUGAAAAGUGAAGGAGAUGAAGGAGAGCAAGCUGGAUGGUUACAACUUCAUUGCAGUGAGGAAACGAGUCGUCAAGACUAUGUUUUAAGUCCAUUAUCAGACUGUGAAGACACAACAUCACAAUCUACUGACAGUGAUGACAGCGACCACACUGAAGAACCUCUGAAGACUAAUAAACACUCGGAAGGUGACCACAACAAACCCUUGAAAUGUUUGCAAUGUGACAAAAGUUUUGUUGAAGAGAAGAAUCUGACGAGACAUAUGAGGACCCACGCAGGAGACCAGACUCUGGCUUGUUCAUUUUGCAGCAGGACGUUCAAGCAGCGUUCAGAUUUAAUAGUUCACAGUCGCAUUCACACUGGAGAGAAACCUUUCAUUUGCUCGGUUUGCGGCGGAAGAUUCUCCCAAAAAGGCAGUUUGGUGAGACAUACAAGAGGACACACAGGAGAGAAACCUUUUUCAUGCUCAGAGUGCGACGCAAGCUUCCGUCGGCGAUCAGCUUUGGUCAAACACACGAGAACGCAUACUGGAGAGAAACCUUUCUCCUGCUUGGUGUGCGCUAAAAGGUUCUCCGAUAAAAAAAACAUGACGGUUCACAUGAGAACGCACACUGGUGAAAAACCUUUUUGUUGCUCGGUCUGUGGUGAAAGAUUCUCUGAUAAGAAAAAUAUGAUGAUUCACAUGAGAACGCACAGUGGAGAGAAACCUUUUUUCUGCACAACUUGCGGCGAGCGAUUCUCUCAGAGGUGCAGUUUGAUGAGACACAUAAGGACUCAUACGGGAGAGAAACCUUUUUCCUGCUCAGUUUGCACCAAAACCUUCUCAGUGAAGAAAAACAUGAUGACGCACAUGAGGACACACUCCGGAGAAAAACCAUUUGCUUGUCCAAUUUGUGCUAAAACUUUUUCAAUUAAGAAAAAUAUGAUGACGCACAUGAGAACGCACACUGGAGAAAAACCGUUUCCAUGCACGGUUUGUGCGAAAAAGUUCUCAGAUAAGAAAAACAUGAUGAUACACUUGAGGACACACACGGGAGAAAAGCCUUUUCCUUGUCCAGUGUGCGCUAAGAGUUUUUCCGUGAAGAAGAACAUGAUGAGACACAUGAGGACGCACACUGGUGAGAAACCCUUCUCCUGCUCAGUGUGCAAUGAAAGGUUCUCUCAAAAGGGAAGCAUGAUGAGACACACAAGGACGCAUUUUCCUCAUUGACCCAUGCUGAUGAAUGAGGUCCAUGUGGACAAACAACAAGAUGUUGUCAUCAUUGGAAGUGAAUGUGAUGGACAUGACAUUAUAUACUUUGUUUUCUACUCUUUCAGUGGUACUCAUCAUUUACUGACAGGUGUAUGAUGUAUCCUGUUCCUUG
Entelurus aequoreus (snake pipefish) is the source of this 2978-nucleotide messenger RNA. RefSeq names its product zinc finger protein 84-like. Lineage: Eukaryota; Metazoa; Chordata; Actinopteri; Syngnathiformes; Syngnathidae. Gene Ontology annotation, molecular function: DNA-binding transcription activator activity, RNA polymerase II-specific; RNA polymerase II cis-regulatory region sequence-specific DNA binding. The record is from RefSeq and is a predicted model, not a curated record. Gene Ontology annotation, cellular component: nucleus. The transcript has 6 exons. The coding region runs from base 77 to 2824 and encodes 915 amino acids. Gene Ontology annotation, biological process: regulation of transcription by RNA polymerase II.